This is a messenger RNA of Python bivittatus (Burmese python), 1461 nucleotides long. NCBI's taxonomy places the organism in Eukaryota, Metazoa, Chordata, Lepidosauria, Squamata, Pythonidae. The record is from RefSeq and is a predicted model, not a curated record.
CGCAAGCAUGUGCAGACGUUAUGAGUCUCGCCAAGGCGGCAAGAAAACGAAACCUUGGUCCUCUUCACCCUUCCUUCAAUGUGAUGAAAAUAAUAAGAGGUGGCCUCUGCAGAAAUCUCCCAGAAAACUGCUAUCAGUUGUUAUCGGAGAAACUUUCCAUUUCACUGACGAGAGUCUCUGAUGGUGAAAACGUGUUGAUAUCCGAUUUUAAUUCUAAAGAAGAAGUUGUGCAGGCCUUGCUUUGUAGUUCAUUUGUACCUAUAUAUUGUGGCCUCAUCCCACCUUCAUUUAGAGGGGUGCGCUACGUGGAUGGUGGCUUAAGUGACAACUUACCUCAGUAUAACUUGAAGAAUACCAUAACAGUUUCUCCUUUCUCUGGGGAAUGUGACAUUUGUCCCAAGGGCAGCUCCGUAAACUUCCACGAAAUGAAUCUAACCAACACCAGCAUUCAGUUUAGCUUAGGGAACUUGUAUCGUUUAAUUCAAGCACUUUUUCCUCCAGAGCCCCAGGCGCUAGCUGAGCUCUGUGAACAAGGAUAUUCAGAUACUCUUAGAUUUUUGAAAGAAAAUGGUUUGCUGCAGGAAUCCGUUUCCACUGACUUAGCCUUAACAAAGCAGGAUCAUCAGGGAUGUGCACAGAUCUCAGGCUACGCUGAUAAAAAAAAUGCAGCAAAUGAAGACAAAAAAGAGAUGCGAGAAGAAGAAAUAUUUAUUGAUCAGCUAAAAUUAACUUCUUGGCCAUUGGAUAGGACUAUCUUUGAGAAGCUGCCUCCUAGACUACAAAAAGCAUUACAAGAGGCUUGUAAAGAAAAAAGUGGACUCUAUGCUCAACUUUCAAAAUUUCUUCCCGUGCGGUUAAUGUCCUACAUGAUGUUACCAUACACUUUGCCAGUUGAAUCCGCCUACUUUGUGGCCUUAAGAUUAGUCCAGUGGUUUCCUGACAUCCCUGAGGAUGUGCGAUGGCUGCAGGGGCAGCUUUACCAAGUUAUGGGUGCGGUCUGUUGCAGAGCAAGAAAGGGGCUCCUGAAGGCCCCUAGCAAAGUCAGUGAAACGUUGCUUAGAAAAUGCCAGACGGCCCCAGGGGAGGCCUGCCCUCAUCCUCCCUACAGGCCUCCUAAAGCCUCCUACUCUUUCCCCGGUCUUGAAGGAUGGCUCUGGGAUCCCCCCUGCCGCGAAGACUUGGCGAAGGAGGAAGGCGCAGUUGGCAGCUCUGAAACCCGUGGUUCCGUUGCUUCCUUUUUCACGGACUCUGGAACAUCUGGAGCGUCUGUGGACUUUGACUCGUCCUCCGAGAAGAGUUUUCACUCUGCCUCUGAAGACUAGCUUGGGAGCGAUGGCCUUAGGCAGCGAAAUCUCCAUCUUCGAGACAUCUUUGUGUUCUUCUGGCACUUUUCCAAACAAUCUUUAGGACAGCGCUUCUCCACCUUGGCCACUUGAAGGUGGACGGACUUCAACUCCCAGA